Messenger RNA from Hydractinia symbiolongicarpus, 2198 nucleotides. Its product is annotated as probable G-protein coupled receptor No18. The record is from RefSeq and is a predicted model, not a curated record. Gene Ontology annotation, molecular function: G protein-coupled receptor activity. The transcript has a single exon. Gene Ontology annotation, biological process: G protein-coupled receptor signaling pathway. The coding region runs from base 523 to 1617 and encodes 364 amino acids. Lineage: Eukaryota; Metazoa; Cnidaria; Hydrozoa; Anthoathecata; Hydractiniidae. Gene Ontology annotation, cellular component: membrane.
UAAAUCAAGUAUCUGAAAUUGAAAAAGAAGUCCUUGAAACUAGAUUGAUACAUUGAAUCCUCUUAAAACAGGGUAAAUACCUUUGACAGGAUUUCACGCGGUCCCAGUUAAAUUUAUAGAGAAAAACAUUGUUGAAAAUUGACUAAGCAGCUGCUUUUCAAAAAUAUUUUGUCUUUUCAAAGUGUUUGGUUAUUGCACACUUAAGGAAGAAAUUGCUAUCACGUUUUCAUUUUCUUUCAAGUUGUUUAACUAAUUUUACUUCUCAAUAUACUAAGUAAAGGAAAUUAAUACUACAAACAGAAUGCAAAUAUUUAAUUGAAUUCAACACAUGCCAUAAUCUGGCUUUAAAACUAUCAAGUCACUGUUAUUUGUGACUUUAGUUCUGGCCAAAGCGGUCGGCAUAUAAGAACUAAAUUUGCUUGUUUUUUCUGUACACGAUUAAGUUUAGAAAGAUAAAACAUGGUAUUAAAAAGAAUAUCAUAUUUGUGACUUUUUUUAGGGUAAUAAAGUAAAGAAUCGAGAAUGUUUCCAUUGGAGAUUGUUGCAAUCGUGUGCUACAUGUUAAUUAGUGCUGUGACAAUUCUUGCUAACUUUGUUGUUCUCACAACAAUUUUACUAACGAAAAAGUUACGAACAGCUUCGAACACUUUCCUAAUUUCGCUAGCAGUUGCCGACAUAUCUGUCGGCAUGGUGACCCUACCGAUGAGGACAUCUGAAGUUUUCAAAGCUUCUUGGACUCUGAGAAUCGAUUAUUGCACAUUCUCGCAUUGUUUCACGUUGAUGACACUCACUGCAUCCAUUUUAAAUCUGGUCGUUAUCUCAGUGGAUAGAUAUAUAGCAAUUGGGCAUCCUUAUACGUAUGUCAAACUUCAAAUAUACAUGUGGCAUUUUGUAAUUUUUUCAAUAUCUUUAGCUUGGAUGGUCGCCAUCUUGAUUUCAUUUUUACCCUUAUAUGGGUGGGGUUCAAACGGCAAAGUAGGUCGACGUUAUAAAGGCGGCAUAUGCAAGUUUAAUGAGACCGUAACACAAGAAUAUAUCUUCACUGUGUUGCUGGGGAUCGUCGGUAUUUCUAUACUAAUCGUGUUCUUCAUUUAUUAUAAAAUAUAUAUCAUUGUUAAGAAUCAUAUUACCCGUAUCACUCCUCUAUCAGUGCCAAGUCAGGCUACAGAUACUGCUUUCUCGUCUGAUGUCUACAGCAGUUCACGAAAAGCAAGUCUUUUAAACCCAACAAAUGGCACACUGCAGGUUCCAGCAUUUCAAUCUCGAGCUAAUUCCAUAACAAGUGAGAACGCUCUUGGAGGUAGUAUAAUUAGGAAGGAGAAAUCAGUAACUAAAUAUGUAAAACAUAAAAAAGCCUUUUUAAAAUCGUGGAAAUCGGCCAAAACAAUGUUUUUUGUUAUUUUAUGCUUUUUCGUGGCUUGGACUGCUUUUAUUGUACCAACAUCCAUUUUUUUGAAAUGCCCGUCCUGCGCCAACUCAGCUGUUGUGUUAAUAUCUACUAUUAUAUUAUUUUCCGGCAGUGCCGUCAAUCCGUUUAUAUACUUCUCAAAGAUAAAGUUGUUUCGCGAGGAGACGAAAAAGUUAUUCGCCAAACUGUGUUGGAAAAUCAAAGUAUAAAAGUUCUAUCGAAAUUUCAGGACCGUCACCGUAUCGCCUACACAAAUAACGAAAUAUCAAUUGCGCGGUCUAAUCGCCGAGUAAUACCGAACGUAAUGGGAUGUUACCGAAAAACAUUCCAGAACAUCAUGAAAUAUUACGGCGUAUUACGAAAUGUUACCAAACAACUUAAAAAUAUAUAAUAUUAUGUUUUAAAAAACAAACAAAAACAAAUAUUGAUAUUCGAGACAAAAACAUGGUAGAGGAGAUUAUGUUACUUCAUUGAAGAGGACAGUAUUAUCAUCGAGGAAAAAGGCUUUUUAUAGUAAAAAAAGAAGCCAUUAUUAUAAUAAUUUUAAAAGGGUGUACGAAAAUGUUUUCGAUAAUGUUUUUAUAACAAUCAAUGGAUAGUCGUCAAAUUCAGAAAGUUGGAAACGAAAAUACUAAAAUACUUAAAAAUUCUCCUUUCUCACUAACUUGUGUGCCGAAGCUGGUCGUUCGUGAGAUUUUUUAAUAAAUGUGAUAUGUUUUACGGUUAAUUUUUUUGUAAAUAUGUCCAUAUUUUACAUGUACAUACUGAAUGAAGAUUAUAGUGUUCGUCU